This is a messenger RNA of Argentina anserina (silverweed cinquefoil), 618 nucleotides long. Its product is annotated as extensin-1-like. NCBI's taxonomy places the organism in Eukaryota, Viridiplantae, Streptophyta, Magnoliopsida, Rosales, Rosaceae. The coding region runs from base 1 to 618 and encodes 205 amino acids. The transcript is spliced from 2 exons. The record is from RefSeq and is a predicted model, not a curated record.
AUGCAGAUCCCUCCUGCCCAUGGGGCUCUACUUGGUCUCUGCAUCUUCUUGUUUACUUCAAGCUUAUGCUACGGUGAGGAUACCGGACAGCCAAGCAAAGUCUUCUCAGAGUUGAAAACAGCCGAGGCUGCAGAGCUCAAUGAAGAGGGAAAGUUUGCGGUACUACCACCAAAGUCGUUCUUCAAGAAACCCAUCCUGCCUAAGGUUCCAAUUCUGAAGAAGCCAUUUCCACAAAAACCCUACUUCAAGAAACCACCUCUGCAUAAGAUUCCCACUCUCAAGAAGCCAUUGUCAUCUCCUAUACCUGUUUUCAAGAUCCCACCGUUUAAGAAGCAUCCUUCCCCGAUUCCACAAGAUGAAAAACCUUUUUUGAAGAAACCAUUUUUCCAUCCGAUUCCAAAAUUCAAAACGCCAUAUUUCCAUCCUAUUCCGGUUUAUAAGAAGCCACUUUUCCCCCCAGUUCCGGUGUACAGGAAGCCCGCAGUUCCGGUUUACAAGAGUUUACCUCCAAUUCCUGUUUACAAGAAGCCAUCCUUCCCCCCAGUUCCAAUCUACAAGAAGCCAUACUAUCCAAUUCCGAAAUUUAAGAAGCCAUUUCCUCCAUACGUGGCUCCCUAA